AUGUUCCGUCGGCCAGAUAUCCCUCGUAACGCAUUCGCUAUUAUGCCACUGGAUCGCCAGCGGGCUCUUCUCAGGAAGCAGGCGAGAGAGAUGACGACCACAAGAUCUGUGUCCGAGUUCCUGGAGGGCAAGAUUCGAGACUACCGAAUGGAUCUCGAUUACAUCUCUUGUGCUCACGAUGGUCUUCUUGAAGUCCUCGACAAUGAAAAGAUAACCACCUCGGAAUUUAUCACCGCGUUAAAACCACUCAUGACAUCCGCCCGACGUACUUCUGAUCACUUGAAGUUCCUUUCGAAUCAACGCAAAGCCAUACAAGAUGAUCUCGAAGAGCUACCGCCCGUGAAGCGUCAGCGACAAGGAGAACUUGACGUCGAAUUUCUGGAAAGAGCAUAUACCGCAACUAUUUGCCCAAAGGUGAUGUCCGCCGGCGCGAAGGUACCGAAAGAGAGGGAUGAGUAUGGGCGAAGCUUCAAUGCCUCUAACUUCAAGAGAGACGUUUGUUUAUAUUAUGAUAUCCCUAAGGAUGAAUUUGAGGGACACUGCCACGUGAUUGGAUCCACUGAUGCCAAAUCGAUCAAAGCAGCCCACCUUGUGCCAAAGAGCCUUCGAGGAGAUGAGAUUGCUCACCUAUUUGGGGUGGGGGCCAUUGUAUCUUCUGAUCCGAGGAAUGCCCUGUCACUUCACUACAAGGUCGAAGAAGCCCUUGAUAGCGGCAAGAUAGUCAUCGUGCCUAUCCUCGAAGACGAGGAUGUCACGACACCUUCGCGUUGGAAGUGUGUGUUAGCCCACGAAGCAAUGCGACACACAACAGUGAUGAAGCACUUUACAAAGGAAGACAGCGCCAAGGCGACAUGCACUACAUGGGAUGACCUGGACGGAAAAGAAUUAAAGUUUCUUAGCGAUGCACGGCCAGCUAAGAGGUUCCUAUAUUUCCGAUUCAUUAUUACCUACAUACACUGCAAGAAGGAAGGCAAUCUCAACUUUACCAAAAAAGUUGAAAACAUCAGACUGUUCUGGCCAACACCCGGCGAAUAUCUCUGCAAGUCUAUGUUAAAGACAUUGUCGAGAAGUAUCUCCGGCCACAAGCUACCAGACUGUUUGGUGCAGGAAAGAACCUUUGAGGAUUUCGAAAGCACUCCUGGGACUGAUGAGGCUACGAGCGGGAUCAUUGUGGCAGAGGAUAUUUAUCAGGCCAUGAUUGUGUCAAUCAAAGAACCUCCAGGUGAUAAUGAUGAAGAGGAGGAGGAGGCCUCUGACUCAGACUUAGACGAGCCGGCCUUUAUGGACUGA
Messenger RNA from Penicillium roqueforti, 1290 nucleotides. RefSeq names its product HNH endonuclease signature motif containing protein. The record is from RefSeq and is a predicted model, not a curated record. The coding region runs from base 1 to 1290 and encodes 429 amino acids. The transcript has 3 exons. Lineage: Eukaryota; Fungi; Ascomycota; Eurotiomycetes; Eurotiales; Aspergillaceae.